UGGUCUCCCCUACUACUGGAACGUGGAGACAGAUCUCGUGUCCUGGUUAUCACCCAACGACCCCAACUCUGUCAUCACCAAACCCGCCAAGAGGCUCAAGGAACCCCCCGAGAGGGGCCCUGAGAAAGAGGAGCCCCCAAGGGAGAGAAGAUUCCACCGACGCGAGGAGCUGGCGCCGUACCCCAAGAGCAAGAAAGGGAGUCGUAAAGAUGAGGAGUUAGACCCCAUGGACCCCAGUGCCUACUCAGAUGCACCAAG
This is a messenger RNA of Acanthisitta chloris (rifleman), 258 nucleotides long. RefSeq names its product polyglutamine-binding protein 1-like. The record is from RefSeq and is a predicted model, not a curated record. NCBI's taxonomy places the organism in Eukaryota, Metazoa, Chordata, Aves, Passeriformes, Acanthisittidae. The transcript is spliced from 3 exons. The annotation marks the transcript as partial.